Molecule: messenger RNA, 17700 nt
Organism: Perognathus longimembris pacificus (Pacific pocket mouse)
Lineage: Eukaryota; Metazoa; Chordata; Mammalia; Rodentia; Heteromyidae
Gene: Ahnak2
Product: AHNAK nucleoprotein 2
Biological process (GO): regulation of RNA splicing
Cellular component (GO): costamere; cytoplasm; nucleus
Molecular function (GO): protein binding
Source: RefSeq, a predicted model, not a curated record
AUGACGCUUUUGGACUCGGUGUGUGAAGUCCUGGUGUCUGACUCCCGCGUGCUCAGGUCCAGCCCACAGCCGCAGCCGGGGCGGCCCGAGGUGGAGAGCCGGGAGGACGACUCCGUGACCCGAGGGCCCGAGGAGGAGAUCAUCCGGCCCCGGCCUCAGGGCUCCUCACCGGUCUACGAAUGUGUGGCUGAGGGUGCUGGCUUUGGAGUCCAGGACGAGGCUCCGGGCCGGCGCCGCGCCUCGGGGAGGCGGAGGUCGUGGUGGAAGCGGCUCUCGGGGGACUCACCGGCCUCCAGCAUGAGCCACCCCCAGGCCGCGCGGGAGACAGCAGAGGUGACGCUGCAGACGGAGGUGGAGGCGGGAGCCAGCGGCUACAGUGUCACGGGCGGCGGCACCCAGGGCCUCUUUGUCAAGCAAGUGCUGAAGGAUUCCUCAGCUGCCAAGCUCUUCAGCCUGAGAGCAGGAGACCAGCUGCUCAGUGCGACCAUAUUCUUCGAUGACAUUAAAUAUGAAGAUGCUCUCAAAAUUCUACAGUACUCGGAGCCCUACAAAGUUCAGUUCCACCUCAAGCGGAAACUCGCCGCCGGUGAGGAGGAGGCCUGGGCUGUCCACCCCCCUCCACAGGGCUGGAAGGGCCCGGAACAGCAGGACACGGAGGCGGCGGAGGCGUGCGCAGAGGCCCCCGCGAGGACGCUGGAGGCGGAUGGAGACCGGGAGAGGCUCCUCUCCACCCCCGGCGGAGGUCGAGGUCGGAGGUCGCAGGACAGGCUUUCUUGGCCCAAAUUCCCAGCCCUAAGGAGCCGGCGGGCGUCGGGACCCCGGCGCUCCCGCAGCUCCUCAGAGGCCCCUGAAGGCGGGGGCUCGCGCGGGGGGUCCCCAGCCGACACCGACACGGAGGCGCCGGAGAAGGCCGCGCCCGGCGGCCGCAGGAAGAGGUGCCCUCUGCCCCUGCGGCUCGGAAGGGGCUCUGAGCAGGGCCAGACGGGCCGGCGGGCCGGGGCCCCGGCGCACGCAGGGGUGCGGGAGCCGUCGGAGCCCGGGUAUGAGGAGCUGCCGGAGGCGGAGAGGGUGGCAGGUGGCAGACAGGAGGGCAGGGCCGAGGGGCGAGAGGCCGCGCCCGCGCAGAGCUCACACCGGCCCGCGGAGUCGAGCCUCGCCGUUCCCGGAGAGGAGGAAGGCAGGGCGGCCGGGCCGCAGAGGGCGCCGCCGCCGGGCGAGGCAGGCGGCUGGCCGGCCCCGGGAUCGCGUGGGGAGGACGGGGGGGCGGCGGCGCAGGGCCCGGGAAGGAGGAUCGCCAGGCCGCCUCCGCGAGGUGACCCGGAGCACGGAGACACACGGAGCCCGCCUCGGGAAGCCCGGGUCCGCAUACGCCCUCUCAAGACACCAACGUUUGGAUUUUCCCAAGAACGAGGCACGUUUGCUCACGAGCAGAGGCCUUGGGGAGGGGGGACCGCACUGCCCGAAGGAGAGGAGGGAUGGGGCGCCUCCAUCCCCCCGGCAGGAGGGCCGGCACAGGAGGGAGGGCCGGCGGGUGGAGGGCCGGCGGGCGGAGGGCCGGCAGCCCCCGCCAUGGCAGGGGAGGAGACCCGCGAGGACCCAAGCCCAGCGAGGAGGAAAACGCCCAGCUUCAAGAUGCCCUCCUUCUCAUGGUCGCCCUCAAAAGAGGUAGGAACGGGCGACAGAAAGCAAGCCCAAGAAAAGGAGAGGGAAACAGGGGAAAGAAGAAGGGACAAGAAAAUAGCAACGGGCUUAGAUAACAUUGAAGACAAAAACACAUACGGGAAAAACGGAAGUGAAAUACACACCGGCGUAAUAGAAAAACAAGGAGAACAAAAUAGGAGCCUGACAAAAGAAAGCGGCCCGUAUAGCAGAAGUGAUGAAAACACAAUGAGCGUGGGGGUGGACGCUGAGGGCCCCGGUGUCAUGCUGGACAGCGCGCUACCCGUGGGGGACAAGGAUGGGGCCACCACAGACAGCAAGUUCAGAACGCCCGGGAUCAAGAUGCCGUCCUUCGGAGGGCUGGGCCCCCACAAGCCCACAGAAGGGGCGCGGGAGGAGUCGAUACCCAAGGUGCAGGGACACUUAGGCUUGCCCUCAGUCCAGGGGGACGUCAAGACCCCUGAGGCCAGAAUUCAGCUGCUCUCUGCCGAUCCUAAGGCCAAAGCCAACCAAGUGAUAAUUGAGUUGCCCGAGGGCCAGCUACCCCAGGGAGACACGGAUGGCCAGCCUGGGGGAGCCAGUAUCAAAACCCACCUGCCCAAGGUGCAGAUGCCCAGCCUGAGGAUGCCCAAAGUGGACCUCAAGGGCCCCAAGCUGGACGUGAAGGGCACCAAGUUUGAGGCGGGUGGCCCUGAGCUGGAGUUGGCUCAGCCUAGUGUGGAACUCCAAGCCCCUGGUCCACAGCUAGAGGGGGACCUUGCUCUGGGGGACAAGGAGAUACCCACCAAAGACAGCAAGUUCAAAAUGCCCAAGUUCAGGAUGCCGUCCUUCGGGGUGUCAGUGCCUGGGAAGCCCUCGGAGGGUGCAAUAGAAGUUUCUGCCCCCAAGGUGCAGGGAGAUGUAGAUGUUCCCACCUUCCACGGAGAAGUGAAGACUCCUGACGUCAGUGCUCAGUUGUCCUCUGUUGAACUGGAGGCCGAGGCUGGCCUGGUGACUGAGAAAGAGUGUGAUGACCAACAUCCUGCGACAAAACUGUCAGGCCGUCGGCCAAGCUUUAGUCUCAAAGGCCACCUGCCCAAGGUGCAGAUGCCCAGCCUGAGGAUGCCCAAAGUGGACCUCAGGGGCCCCAAGCUGGACGUGAAGGGCACCAAGGCAGAGGCGGGUGGCCCUGAUCUGGAGGUGGCUCUUCCCAGCGUGGAGGUGGACCUCCAAGCCCCUGGUGUCCAGUUGGAGGGGGACCUUGCUCUGGGGGACAAGGACGAGGUGGCCAAAGACAGCAAGUUCAAAAUGCCCAAGUUCAAGAUGCCCUCCUUUGGGGUGUCAGUGCCUGGCAAGGCCUCAGAGGGCACUCUAGAGGUGUCCACCCCCACGUUGCAGUGUGACGUGGGUCUACCAUCAAUCCAGGGGGACCACAAGACCCCUGAAGUCAGUGUUCAGCUGCCUCCUGCAGAAGUGGAGGCCAAAGCCGACCAGGUAACAAUCAAGCUACCCGAGGAAGACCUGGCUGUCCAGCCUGGGGGAGCCAGUCUCAAGGGCCACCUGCCCAGGGUGCAGAUGCCCAGCCUGAAGAUGCCCAGAGUGGACAUCAAGGGCCCCCAGGUGGACAUCAAGGGCCCCCAGGUGGACGUGAAGGGCACCAAGGCUGAUGUCCCUGAUCUGGAGGUGGCUCUGCCCAGUGUGGACGUGGACAUGCAGGCCGCUGCUGCCCAUCUGGACCAGGACCUCACGCUCGAAGUCAAGGAUGUGGACACCAAAGGAAGCAAGUUCAAAAUGCCCAAGGUCAAGAUGCCGUCCUUCGGGGUGUCAGUGCCGGGGAAGCCCUCGGAGGCUGUGCUGGAGGUGUCUGUGCCCAAGGUGCAGGGCGGUGGGGAGCUGCCCUCGUUCCAUGGUGAACUAACGAGCCCUGGGGUCAGCCUUCAGCAGCCCGCUGUGGAUUUGGAGGCCAAGGCUGGACAGAUGUCUGUGCAAUUGCCCAAGGGCCAGCUGCCUGAGGGGGAGCUCGAUGGCCAGCUGACCGGAGCUGGCCUCAAAGGUCACCUUCCCACGGUGCAGAUGCCCAGCCUGAAGAUGCUCAAGGUGGACAUCAAGGGCCCCCAGGUGGACAUAAAGGGCCCCAAGCUGGAUGUGAAGGGCCCCAAGGCAGAUGUGGGUGUCCCUGAUCUGGAGGUGGCUCUGCCCAGUGUGGAGGUGGACCUCCAAGCCUCUGGUGUCCAGUCGGAGGGGGACCUCGCUCUGGGGGACAAGGACGAGGUGGCCAAAGACAGCAAGUUCAAAAUGCCCAAGGUCAAGAUGCCGUCCUUCGGGGUGUCAGUGCCUGGGAAGCCCUCGGAGGGUGCAAUAGAAGUUUCUGCCCCCAAGGUGCAGGGAGAUGUAGAUGUUCCCACCGUCCACGGAGAAGUGAAGACUCCUGACGUCAGUGCUCAGCAGUCCUCUGUUAAACUGGAGGCUGAGGCUGGCAUGGUGACUGAGAAAGAGUGUGAUGACCAACAUUCUGCGACAAAACUGUCAGGCCGUCGGCCAAGCUUUAGUCUCAAAGGCCACCUGCCCAAGGUGCAGAUGCCCAGCCUGAGGAUGCCCAAAGUGGACCUCAGGGGCCCCAAGCUGGACAUGAAGGGCACCAAGGCAGAGGUGGGUGUCCCUGAUCUGGAGUUGGCUCUGCCCAGUGUGGAGGUGGACCUCCAAGCCCCUGGUGUCCAGUUGGAGGGGGACCUCGCUCUGGGGGACAAGGACGAGGUGGCCAAAGACAGCAAGUUCAAAAUGCCCAAGUUCAAGAUGCCGUCCUUUGGGGUGUCAGUGCCUGGCAAGGCCUCAGAGGGCACUCUAGAGGUGUCCAGCCCCACGUUGCAGUGUGAUAUGGGUCUACCAUCAGUCCAGGGGGACCUGAAGACCCCUGAAGUCAGUAUUCAGCUGCCUCCUGCAGAAGUGGAGGCCAAAGCCGACCAGGUAACAAUCAAGCUACCCGAGGAAGACCUGGCUGUCCAGCCUGGGGGAGCCAGUCUCAAGGGCCACCUGCCCAGGGUGCAGAUGCCCAGCCUGAAGAUGCCCAGAGUGGACAUCAAGGGCCCCCAGGUGGACAUCAAGGGCCCCCAGGUGGACAUUAAGGGCACCAAGGCAGAGGUGGGUGGCCCUGAUCUGGAGGUGGCUCUGCCCAGUAUGGAGGUGGACCUCCAAGCCUCUGGUGUCCAUUUGGAGGGGGACCUCAGUCUGGGGGACAAGGACGAGGUGGCCAAAGACAGCAAGUUCAAAAUGCCCAAGGUCAAGAUGCCGUCCUUCGGGGUGUCAGUGCCUGGGAAGCCCUCAGAGAGAACGAUGGGGAUUUCUGUGCCAAAGGUGCAGGCAGAUGUAGAUAUUCCCACCGUCCAUGGUGAAGUGAAGACUUCAGACCUCAGUGUUCGGCUGCCCACUGUUGAACUGGAGGCCAAGGCUGGACAGAUGUCUGUGCAAUUGCCCAAGGGCCAGCUGCCUGAGGGGAAGCUCGAUGGCCAGCUGACCGGAGCUGGCCUCAAAGGUCACCUUCCCACGGUGCAGAUGCCCAGCCUGACGAUGCCCAAAGUGGAAAUCAAGGGCCCCCAGGUGGACAUCAAGGGGACCAAGCUGGACGUGAAGGGCACCAAGGCAGAGGCGGGUGUCCCUGAUCUGGAGGUGGCUCUGCCCAGUGUGGAGGUGGACCUCCAAGCCCCUGGUGUCCAGUUGGAGGGGGACCUGGCUCUGGGGGACAAGGACGAGGUGGCCAAAGACAGCAAGUUCAAAAUGCCCAAGUUCAAGAUGCCGUCCUUUGGGGUGUCAGUACCUGGCAAGGCCUCAGAGGGCACUCUAGAGGUGUCCACCCCCACGUUGCAGUGUGACGUGGAUCUACCAUCAGUCCAGGGGGACCUCAAGACCCCUGAAGUCAGUGUUCAGCUGCCUUCUGCAGAAGUGGAGGCCAAAGCCGACCAGGUAACAAUCAAGCUCCCUGAGGAAGACCUGGCUGUCCAGCCUGGGGGAGCCAGUCUCAAGGGCCACCUGCCCAGGGUGGAGAUGCCCAGCCUGAAGAUGCCCAAAGUGGACAUCAAGAGCCCCCAAUUGAACAUCAAGGGCACCAAGCUGGACGUGAAGGGCACCAAGGCAGAGGUGGGUGGCCCUGAUCUGGAGGUGGCUCUGCCAAGUAUGGAGGUGGACCUCCAAGCCUCUGGUGUCCAGUUGGAGGGGGACCUCAGUCUGGGGGACAAGGUCAUAGUGGCCAAAGACAGCAAGUUCAAAAUGCCCAAGUUCAGGAUGCCGUCUUUCGGGGUAUCGGUGCCUGGGACGACCUCAGAGAAAGCAAUGGAGGUUUCUGUGCCAAAGGUGCAGGGAGAUGUAGAUGUUCCCACCGUCCACGGUGAAUUGAAGACUUCUGACCUCAGUGCUCAGCUGCCCGCUGUUGAACUGGAAGCUGAGGCUGGCCUGGUGACUGAGAAAGAGUGUGAUGACCAACUCCCCACGACAGAACUGUCAGGCCGUCGGCCAAGCUUUAGUCUCAAAGGCCACCUGCCCAAGGUGCAGAUGCCCAGCCUGAAGAUGCCCAAGGUGGACAUCAAGGGCCCCCAGGUGGACAUCAAGGGCCCAAAGCUGGACGUGAAGGGCACCAAGACUGAGGCAGGUGGCCCCGAUGUGGAGGUAGCUCUGUCCAGUGUGGAGGGGGACCUCCAAGGCCCCAUUGCCAAGCUGGAGGGGGACCUCAUUCUUGGGGACAAGAAUGUAGUUGCCAAAGACAGCAAGUUCAAAAUGCCCAAGGUCAAGAUGCCAUCCUUUGGGGUGUCAGUGCCUGGGAAGCCCUCGGAGGGUGCAAUGGAGGUUUCUGCACCCAAGGUGCAGGGAGAUGUAGAUGUUCCCACCGUCCACGGAGAAGUGAAGACUCCUGACGUCAGUGCUCAGCUGUCCUCUGUUGAACUGGAGGUCGAGGCUGGCCUGGUGACCAAGGAGUGUGAUGACCAACUCCCCACGGCAGAACUGUCAGGCCAUCGGAGAGGCAUUAGUCUCAAAGGUCACCUUCCCAAGGUGCAGAUGCCCAGCCUGACGAUGCCCAAAGUGGAAAUCAAGGGCCCCCAGGUGGACAUCAAGGGGACCAAGCUGGACAUGAAGGGCACCAAGGCAGAGGUGGGUGUCCCUGAUCUGGAGGUGGCUCUGCCCAGUAUGGAGGUGGACCUCCAAGGCUCUGGUGUCCAGUUGGAGGGGGACCUCAGUCUGGGGGACAAGGACAUGGUGGACAAAGACAGCAAGUUCAAAAUGCCCAAGUUCAAGAUGCCGUCCUUUGGGGUGUCAGUACCUGGCAAGGCCUCAGAGGGCACUCUAGAGAUGUCCAGCCCCACAUUGCAGUGUGAUAUGGGUCUACCAUCAGUCCAGGGGGACCACAAGACCCCUGAAGUCAGUGUUCGGCUGCCCUCUGCAGAAGUGGAGGCCAAAGCCGACCAGGUAACAAUCAGGCUACCCGAGGGCCAGCUACCCAAGGAAGACCUGGCUGUCCAGCCUGGGGGAGCAAGUCUCAAGGGUCACCUGCCCAGGGUGGAGAUGCCCAGCCUGAAGGUGCCCAAAGUGGACAUCAAGGGCCCCAAGCUUGACGUGAAGGCCCCCAAGCUGGACGUGAAGCAUACCAAGGCAGAGGCGGGUGUCCCUGAACUGGAGGUGGCUCUGCCUAGCGUGGAGGUGGACCUCCAGGCCCCUGGUGCCCAGGUGGAGGAGGACCUCAUUCCUGGAGGCAGGGAUAUGGUGGCCAAAGACAGCAAGUUCAAAAUGCCCAAGUUCAAGAUGCCAUCCUUCGGGGUGUCAGUGCCUGGGAAGCCCUCAGAGAGAACAAUGGGGAUUUCUGUGCCCAAGGUGCAGGGCGACGUGGAUGUUCCCACCGUCCAAGGUGAAGUGAAGACUCCUGACGUCAGUGCUCAGCUGCCCGCUGUUCAACUGGAGGCUGAGGCUGGCCUGGUGACCAAGAAGGAGUGUGAUGACCAACUCCCCUCGGCAGAACUGUCAGGCCGUCGGCCAAGCUUUAGUCUCAAAGGUCACCUGCCCAAGGUGCAGAUGCCCAGCCUGAAGAUGCCCAGAGUGGACAUCAAGGGCCCCCAGGUGGACAUCAAGGGCCCCCAGGUGGACAUCAAGGGCACCAAGGCUGAUGUCCCUGAUCUGGAGGUGGCUCUGCCCAGUGUGGACGUGGACAUCCAGGCCGCUGCUGCCCAGCUGGACCAGGACCUCACGCUCGAAGUCAAGGAUGUGGACACCAAAGGAAGCAAGUUCAAAAUGCCCAAGGUCAAGAUGCCGUCCUUCGGGGUGUCAGUGCCGGGGAAGCCCUCGGAGGCUGUGCUGGAGGUGUCUGUGCCCAAGGUGCAGGGCGGUGGGGAGCUGCCCUCGUUCCAUGGUGAACUAACGAGCCCCGGGGUCAGCCUUCAGCAGCCCGCUGUGGAUUUGGAGGCCAAGGCUGGACAGAUGUCUGUGCAAUUGCCCAAGGGCCAGCUGCCUGAGGGGGAGCUCGAUGGCCAGCUGACCGGAGCUGGCCUCAAAGGUCACCUUCCCACGGUGCAGAUGCCCAGCCUGACGAUGCCCAAGGUGGAAAAAGGGCCCCAGGUGGACAUCAAGGGGACCAAGCUGGACGUGAAGGGCACCAAGGCAGAGGCGGGUGUCCCUGAUCUGGAGGUGGCUCUGCCCAGUGUGGAGGUGGACCUCCAAGCCCCUGGUGUCCAGUUGGAGGGGGACCUGGCUCUGGGGGACAAGGACGAGGUGGCCAAAGACAGCAAGUUCAAAAUGCCCAAGUUCAAGAUGCCCUUCUUUGGGGUGUCAGUGCCUGGCAAGGCCUCAGAGGGCACUCUAGAGGUGUCCAGCCCCACGUUGCAGUGUGACGUGGGUCUACCAUCAAUCAAGGGGGACCUCAAGACCCCUGACGUCAGUGUUCAGCUGCCUUCUGCAGAAGUGGAGGCCAAAGCCGACCAGGUAACAAUCAAGCUACCCGAGGAAGACCUGGCUGUCCAGCCUGGGGGAGCCAGUCUCAAGGGCCACCUGCCCAGGGUGGAGAUGCCCAGCCUGAAGAUGCCCAGAGUGGACAUCAAGGGCCCCCAGGUGGAUAUUAAGGGCCCCCAGGUGGACGUGAAGGGCACCAAGGCUGAUGUCCCUGAUCUGGAGGUGGCUCUGCCCAGUGUGGAGGGGGACAUCCAAGUCCCCACUGCCAAGCAGGAGGGGGACCUGUUGGAGGAGGACCUUGCUCUGGGGGACAAGGAGAUACCCACCAAAGACAGCAAGUUCAAAAUGCCCAAGUUCAAGAUGCCGUCCUUCGGGGUGUCAGUGCCUGGGAAGCCCUCAGAUGGUGUGCUGGAGGUGACUGCACCCCAGGUGCAGGGAGACCUGGGCCUUCCCUCCUUCCAUGGUAAAGUGAAGACCGCUGACCUCGGCGUUCAGAUGCCCUCUGCCGAGGUGGAGGCCAAACCCGGCCUGGAGACCAUGAAAUUGCCUGAGUGCCAUCUGCCUGAGGGAGGGCUGAAAGCCCAGCCAGCCAGAGCAGGACUCGAGGGCCACCAGGCCAAGAUGCAGAGGCCCAGCCUGAAGAUGCCCAAAGUGGGCAUCAAGGGUCCUGAGGUGCACAUCAAGGGCCCCAAGCUGGACUUGAAGGGCCCUAAGCAUGAAAUGGACACCCCUGAGGAGGAAAGGGUGCUGCCCAGCCUGGAUGUGGACACGGAGACCCCUGGUGUCCAGUUGGAGGGGGACCUCAGUCUGGGGGACAAGGACAUGGUGGCCAAAGACAGCAAGUUCAAAAUGCCCAAGUUCAGGAUGCCGUCCUUCGGGGUGUCGGUGCCUGGGAAGCCCUCAGAGAGAACGACGGAGGUUUCUGCACCCAAGGUGCAGGGACACUUAGGCUUGCCCUCAGUCCAGGGGGACGUCAAGACCCCUGAGGCCAGCAUUCAGCUGCUCUCUGCCGAUCCUAAGGCCAAAGCCAACCAAGUGAUAAUUGAGUUGCCCGAGGGCCAGCUACCCCAGGGAGACCCGGAUGGCCAGCCUGAUGGAACCAGUAUCAAAACCCACCUGCCCAAGGUGCAGAGGCCCAGCCUGAAGAUGCCCAAAGUGGACCUCAAGGGCCCCAAGCUGGACGUGAAGGGCACCAAGGGUCCCAAGCUGGACGUGAAGGGCACCAAGGCAGAGGCGGGUGGCCCUGAUCUGGAGGUGGCUCUGCCCAGCGUGGAGGUGGACCUCCAAGCCCCUGGGGUCCAGUUGGAGGGGGACCUUGCUCUGGGGGCCAAGGACACAGUGGACAAAGACAGCAAGUUCAAAAUGCCCAAGUUCAAGAUGCCCUCCUUUGGGGUGUCAGUGCCUGGCAAGGCCUCAGAGGGCACUCUAGAGGUGUCCACCCCCACGUUGCAGUGUGACGUGGAUCUACCAUCAGUCCAGGGGGACCUCAAGACCCCUGAUGUCAGUGUUCAGCUGCCUCCUGCAGAAGUGGAGGCCAAAGCCGACCAGGUAACAAUCAAGCUCCCUGAGGAAGACCUGGCUGUCCAGCCUGGGGGAGCCAGUCUCAAGGGCCACCUGCCCAGGGUGCAGAUGCCCAGCCUGAAGAUGCCCAAAGUGGACAUCAAGGGCCCCCAGGUGGAUAUCAAGGGCCCCCAGGUGGACAUCAAGGGCCCCCAGGUGGACGUGAAGGGCACCAAGGCUGAUGUCCCUGAUCUGGAGGUGGCUCUGCCCAGUGUGGACGUGGACAUCCAGGCCGCUGCUACCCAGCUGGACCAGGACCUCACGCUCAAAGUCAAGGAUGUGGACGCCAAAGGAAGCAAGUUCAAAAUGCCCAAGGUCAAGAUGCCGUCCUUCGGGGUGUCAGUGCCUGGGAAGCCCUCGGAGGCUGCGCUGGAGGUGUCCGUGCCCAAGGUGCAGGGGGGCGGGGAGCUGCCCUCGUUCCACGGUGAACUAACGAGCCCUGGGGUCAGCCUUCAGCAGCCCGCUGUGGAUUUGGAGGCCAAGGCUGGACAGAUGUCUGUGCAAUUGCCCAAGGGCCAGCUGCCUGAGGGGAAGCUCGAUGGCCAGCUGACCGGAGCUGGCCUCAAAGGUCACCUUCCCACGGUGCAGAUGCCCAGCCUGAAGAUGCCCAAGGUGGACAUCAAGGGCCCCCAGGUGGACAUCAAGGAGACCAAGCUGGACAUGAAGGGCACCAAGGCAGAGGCGGGUGUCCCUGAUCUGGAGGUGGCUCUGCCCAGCGUGGAGGUGGACCUCCAAGCCUCUGGUGUCCAGUUGGAGGGGGACCUCGCUCUGGGGGACAAGGACAAGGUGGACAAAGACAGCAAGUUCAAAAUGCCCAAGUUCAAGAUGCCCUCCUUUGGGGUGUCAGUGCCUGGCAAUGCCUCAGAGGGCACUCUAGAGAUGUCCAGCCCCACGUUGCAGUGUGAUAUGGGUCUACCAUCAGUCCAGGGGGACCUCAAGACCCCUGAAGUCAGUGUUCAGCUGCCUCCUGCAGAAGUGGAGGCCAAAGCCGACCAGGUAACAAUCAAGCUACCCGAGGAAGACCUGGCUGUCCAGCCUGGGGGAUCCAGUCUCAAGGGCCACCUGCCCAGGGUGCAGAUGCCCAGCCUGAAGAUGCCCAGAGUGGACAUCAAGGGCCCCCAGGUGGACAUCCAGGGCACCAAGCUGGACGUGAAGGGUACCAAGGCAGAGGUGGGUGGCCCUGAUCUGGAGGUGACUCUGCCCAGUAUGGAGGUGGACCUCCAAGCCUCUGGUGUCCAUUUGGAGGGGGACCUCAGUCUGGGGGACAAGGACAUAGUGGCCAAAGACAGCAAGUUCAAAAUGCCCAAGGUCAAGAUGCCGUCCUUCGGGGUGUCAGUGCCUGGGAAGCCCUCAGAGGCUGCGCUGGAGGUGUCUGUGCCCAAGGUGCAGGGGGGCGGGGAGCUGCCCUCGUUCCACGGUGAACUAACAAGCCCUGGGGUCAGCCUUCAGCAGCCCGCUGUGGAUUUGGAGGCCGAGGCUGGACAGAUGUCUGUGCAAUUGCCCAAGGGCCAGCUGCCUGAGGGGGAGCUCGAUGGCCAGCUGACCGGAGCUGGCCUCAAAGGUCACCUUCCCACGGUACAGAUGCCCAGCCUGAAGAUGCUCAAGGUGGACAUCAAGGGCCCCCAGGUGGACAUCAAGGAGACCAAGCUGGACGUGAAGGGCACCAAGACUGAGGCAGGUGGCCCCGAUGUGGAGGUGGCUCUGUCCAGUGUGGAGGGGGACCUCCAAGGCCCCAUUGCCAAGCGGGAGGGGGACCUCAUUCUUGGGGACAAGAAUGUAGUGGCCAAAGACAGCAAGUUCAAAAUGCCCAAGGUCAAGAUGCCAUCCUUUGGGGUGUCAGUGUCUGGAAAGCCCUCGGAGGGUGCGAUGGAGAUUUCUGCACCCAAGGUGCAGGGAGAUGUAGAUGUUCCCACCUUCCACGGAGAAGUGAAGACUCCUGACGUCAGUGCUCAGCUGUCCUCUGUUGAACUGGAGGUCGAGGCUGGCCUGGUGACCAAGGAGUGUGAUGACCAACUCCCCACGGCAGAACUGUCAGGCCAUCGGAGAGGCAUUAGUCUCAAAGGUCACCUUCCCAAGGUGCAGAUGCCCAGCCUGACGAUGCCCAAAGUGGAAAUCAAGGGCCCCCAGGUGGACAUCAAGGGGACCAAGCUGGACGUGAAGGGCACCAAGGCAGAGGCGGGUGUCCCUGAUCUGGAGGUGGCUCUGCCCAGUAUGGAGGUGGACCUCCAAGCCCCUGGUAUCCAGUUGGAGGGGGACCUCGCUCUGGGGGACAAGGACAAGGUGGACAAAGACAGCAAGUUCAAAAUGCCCAAGUUCAAGAUGCCCUCCUUUGGGGUGUCAGUGCCUGGCAAGGCCUCAGAGGGCACUCUAGAGAUGUCCAGCCCCACGUUGCAGUGUGACGUGGAUCUACCAUCAGUCCAGGGGGACCUCAAGACCCCUGAAGUCAGUGUUCAGCUGCCCUCUGCAGAAGUGGAGGCCAAAGCCGACCAGGUAACAAUCAAGCUACCCGAGGAAGACCUGGCUGUCCAGCCUGGGGGAGGCAGUCUCAAGGGCCACCUGCCGAGGGUGCAGAUGCCCAGCCUGAAGAUGCCCAAAGUGGACAUCAAGGGCCCCAAGCUUGACGUGAAGGCCCCCAAGCUGGACGUGAAGCACACCAAGGCAGAGGCGGGUGUCCCUGAACUGGAGGUGGCUCUGCCUAGCGUGGAGGUGGACCUCCAGGCCCCUGGUGCCCAGGUGGAGGAGGACCUCAUUCCUGGAGACAAGGAUGUGGUGGCCAAAGACAGCAAGUUCAAAAUGCCCAAGUUCAAGAUGCCAUCCUUCGGGGUGUCAGUGCCUGGGAAGCCCUCAGAGAGAACGAUGGGGAUUUCUGUGCCCAAGGUGCAGGGCGACGUGGAUGUUCCCACCAUCCAAGGUGAAGUGAAGACUCCUGAACUCAGUGCUCAGUUGCCUGCUGUUCAACUGGAGGCCGAGGCUGGCCUGAUGACCAAGAAGGAGUGUGAUGACCAACUCCCCUCGGCAGAACUGUCAGGCCGUCGGCCAAGCUUUAGUCUCAAAGGUCACCUGCCCAAGGUGCAGAUGCCCAGCCUGAGGAUGCCCAAAGUGGGCCUCAAGGGCCCCCAGGUGGACAUCAAGGGCCCCCAGGUGGACAUCAAGGGCACCAAGGCUGAUGUCCCUGAUCUGGAGGUGGCUCUGCCCAGCGUGGAGGUGGACCUCCAAGCCCCUGGUGUCCAGUUGGAGGGGGACCUGGCUCUGGGGGACAAGGACGAGGUGGCCAAAGACAGCAAGUUCAAAAUGCCCAAGUUCAAGAUGCCCUCCUUUGGGGUGUCAGUGCCUGGCAAGGCCUCAGAGGGCACUCUAGAGGUGUCCAGCCCCACGUUGCAGUGUGAUAUGGGUCUACCAUCAGUCCAGGGGGACCUCAAGACCCCUGAAGUCAGUAUUCAGCUGCCUCCUGCAGAAGUGGAGGCAAAAGCCGACCAGGUAACAAUCAAGCUACCCGAGGAAGACCUGGCUGUCCAGCCUGGGGGAGCCAGUCUCAAGGGCCACCUGCCCAGGGUGCAGAUGCCCAGCCUGAAGAUGCCCAAAGUGGACAUCAAGGGCCCCCAGGUGGACAUCAAGGGUCCCCAGGUGGACAUCAAGGGCCCCCAGGUGGACAUUAAUGGCACCAAGGCAGAGGUGGGUGGCCCUGAUCUGGAGGUGGCUCUGCCCAGUGUGGAGGUGGACCUCCAAGCCUCUGGUGUCCAUUUGGAGGGGGACCUCAGUCUGGGGGACAAGGACAUGGUGGCCAAAGACAGCAAGUUCAAAAUGCCCAAGGUCAAGAUGCCGUCCUUCGGGGUGUCAGUGCCUGGAAAGCCCUCAGAGAGAACGAUGGGGAUUUCUGUGCCAAAGGUGCAGGCAGAUGUAGAUAUUCCCACCGUCCAUGGUGAAGUGAAGACUUCAGACCUCAGUGUUCGCCUUCAGCAGCCCGCUGUGGAUUUGGAGGCCAAGGCUGGACAGAUGUCUGUGCAAUUGCCCAAGGGCCAGCUGCCUGAGGGGAAGCUCGAUGGCCAGCUGACCGGAGCUGGCCUCAAAGGUCACCUUCCCACGGUGCAGAUGCCCAGCCUGAAGAUGCCCAAGGUGGACAUCAAGGGCCCCCAGGUGGACAUCAAGGGCCCCCAGGUGGACAUCAAGGAGACCAAGCUGGACAUGAAGGGCCCCAAGGCAGAUGUGGGUGUCCCUGAUCUGGAGGUGGCUCUGCCCAGUGUGGAGGUGGACCUCCAAGCCCCUGGUGUCCAGUUGGAGGGGGACCUCACUCUGGGGGACAAGGACGAGGUGGCCAAAGACAGCAAGUUCAAAAUGCCCAAGUUCAAGAUGCCCUUCUUUGGGGUGUCAGUGCCUGGCAAGGCCUCAGAGGGCACUCUAGAGGUGUCCAGCCCCACGUUGCAGUGUGACGUGGGUCUACCAUCAAUCAAGGGGGACCUCAAGACCCCUGACGUCAGUGUUCGGCUGCCUUCUGCAAAAGUGGAGGCCAAAGCCGACCAGGUAACAAUCAAGCUACCCGAGGAAGACCUGGCUGUCCAGCCUGGGGGAUCCAGUCUCAAGGGCCACCUGCCCAGGGUGGAGAUGCCCAGCCUGAAGAUGACCAGAGUGGACAUCAAGGGCCCCCAGGUGGAUAUUAAGGGCCCCCAGGUGGACGUGAAGGGCACCAAGGCUGAUGUCCCUGAUCUGGAGGUGGCUCUGCCCAGUGUGGAGGGGGACAUCCAAGUCCCCACUGCCAAGCAGGAGGGGGAUCUGGUCCAGGGGGACAAGGAGGUGCCCACCAAAGACAGCAAGUUCAAAAUGCCCAAGUUCAAGGUGCCGUCCUUCGGGAUGUCGGUGCCUGGGAAAACGGCAGAGAAAGCGAUGGGCAUUUCUGUGCCUAAGGUGCAGGGCGAUGUGGAUGUUCCCACUGUCCACGGUGUAGUGAAGACUCCUGACGUCAGUGCUCAGCUGUCCUCUGUUGAACUGGAGGCCGAGGCUGGCCUGGUGACCAAGAAGGAGUGUGAUGACCAACUCCCCUCGGCAGAACUGUCAGGCCGUCGGCCAAGCUUUAGUCUCAAGGGCCACCUGCCCAAGGUGCAGAUGCCCAGCCUGAAGAUGCCCAGAGUGGACAUCAAGGGCCCCCAGGUGGACAUCAAGGGUCCCUCGCUGGACAUGAAGGGCACCAAGGCCGAGGCGGGUAUCCCUGAGCUGGAUGGGGCUCUGCCUAGCAUGGAGUUGGACCUCCAAGCCCCUGGUAUCCAGUUGGAGGAGGACCUUGCUCUGGGGGACAAGGAGAUACCCACCAAAGACAGCAAGUUCAAAAUGCCCAAGUUCAAGAUGCCGUCCUUCGGGGUGUCAGUGCCUAGGAAGCCCUCAGAUGGUGUGCUGGAGGUGACUGCACCCCAGGUGCAGGGAGACCUGGGCCUUCCCUCCUUCCAUGGUAAAGUGAAGAACGCUGACCUCGGCGUUCAGAUGCCCUCUGCCGAGGUGGAGGCCAAACCCGGCCUGGAGACCAUGAAAUUGCCUGAGUGCCAUCUGCCUGAGGGAGGGCUGAAAGCCCAGCCAGCCAGAGCAGGACUCGAGGGCCACCAGGCCAAGAUGCAGAGGCCCAGCCUGAAGAUGCCCAAAGUGGGCAUCAAGGGUCCUGAGGUGCACAUCAAGGGCCCCAAGCUGGACUUGAAGGGCCCUAAGCAUGAAAUGGACACCCCUGAGGAGGAAAGGGUGCUGCCCAGCCUGGAUGUGGACACGGAGACCCCUGGUGUCCAGUUGGAGGGGGACCUCAGUCUGGGGGACAAGGACAUGGUGGCCAAAGACAGCAAGUUCAAAAUGCCCAAGUUCAGGAUGCCAUCCUUCGGGGUGUCGGUGCCUGGGAAGCCCUCAGAGAGAACGAUGGAGGUUUCUGCACCCAAGGUGCAGGGCGAUGUGGAUGUUCCCACCGUCCACGGUGUAGUGAAGACUCCUGACGUCAGUGCUCAGCUGUCCUCUGUUGAACUGGAGGUCGAGGCUGGCCUGGUGACCAAGAAGGAGUGUGAUGACCAACUCCCCACGACAGAACUGUCAGGCCGUCGGCCAAGCUUUAGUCUCAAAGGCCACCUGCCCAAGGUGCAGAUGCCCAGCCUGAGGAUGCCCAGAGUGGACCUCAGGGGCCCCAAGCUGGACCCGGAAGUUCCCACCGCUGAGGCAGGUGCUCCUGCCCUGGAGGUGGCUCUGCCCGGUGUGGAGGGGGACAUCCAAGCCCCCGGUGCCCAGCCGGAGGGGGACCUGGCCCCCGGGGACAAGGAGAUGCCCGCCAAAGACCGCAAGUUCAAAACGCCCAAGUUCACGAUGCCGCCCUUUGGGGUGUCGGUGCCCGGGAAACCCUCGGAGGGCCCUAGUGGGCUGUCGGCACCCAGCGUGCAGGGCGACAGUUGCCCGCCCUCCGUCCAGGGGGACCCGAAGGUCCCCGAGGUCAGCGCUCCGCUGCCCUCCGCUGACCCGGAGGCCGAGGUCCCCGGUGUGAUGGUCAGCCUUCCCGAGGGCCCCUUUCCCGACCCGCACGCUCCACCCGCUUAUGUCCGGGUGUCUUUUCCUAAAUUCCAUAAGCCCAAGUUCGUGGUCCGCAGCCCCGACGGGCACUGGGGCAGCGCGGGUGUGGGUCCCGAGGGCUCCGCCGGGGUCCCCUCCUACGAGGUCCCCGGCCAGCCCGCCUCUCCCCCGCCCCGAGGGCCUCUGCCGCCGAAGGCUUCCCGCGCGGACGUGCCGGCCCGGGUCUCUGUGGUGAGCGACCCCGUGCUCGCCGUCCGGUUCCCCACGUUGAAGGUGCCCCGGUUCUCGUGCCCCGCCCCCGCCCCCGCCCCCGAGGCCCUGUUCUUUCCAGGGGUGAGGGACGUGGAGUCCCGGGCCGGGCAGGACCCCCCCGGGCUCCGGGGGGCCGACGCCGAGGGCGGCGGGGAGCGGCCUGCGGACCUCGCCUGGCGGGCGCCCCCGGUGUCUAGAGUCAGGGUGCACCUCCAGGGGGCUCCGGGCGAGGGUCAGGGGGUCGUCCUGCGCGGCACCGUGACGCACGCGCGUGCCCGCCCGGCCACCGCGGGGGCCUUCUCCACGCAGAUCGUGCGGGAAUCGGAGAUCCCCAAAUCCGAGACGCAGACCCCUUCCUACGGCUUUUCCUUGCUGAAGGCGACGGUCCCGGCGCCCUCCCCGCGGGCGGACCCGGGUGGGGCCACCCCGCGCGGAGCCCCCCCGCCCGCAGAGCCGUGGGAGGCGGUCCCCGCCGGCGCCGGCCGCCCGCCCGCCCCCGGGGCGCCCGCCGACGAGGAGCCGGCAGGAGUCCGGGAGCUCCCGGACAGCCCGGCGGCCGGGACCCCGCCGGCGGGCGAAGCCCGGGCUCCGGGGGAGAAGCCGCGGGGGUUCUCCUCGCCGGCCGGGGGGAGCCAGAGCCCCGAGGUCGGGGCCCGGCCGGGGGCCGACGAGGACGCCGCCACCUUCCAUGACGCGCGCGAGAGCUUCUCCCCGGAGGAGGCGCGGGGGGCCGGCGGGGCCGGGGGCGCGGCGGGCGCGGAGCCGGACGGGGAGGCCGGCGGGGAGCCCGCGCCCGGGGCCCCGUGA